Mitosporidium daphniae is the source of this 396-nucleotide messenger RNA. RefSeq lists its product as uncharacterized. NCBI's taxonomy places the organism in Eukaryota, Fungi, Microsporidia. The transcript has a single exon. The record is from RefSeq and is a predicted model, not a curated record. Bases 1 to 396 code for a protein of 131 amino acids.
AUGAAAAAGAGGAGAAUUCAAAAUUUCGACCUUCGGCCAGGAGAUACCGGCAUUAUGCUCACGUGCUUUAAAGGCAGGGAGCACACCAUCUCCGGCGAGCUUAUGAAUAUAAUAUCAAUCGAAUGUGAAGACCAAUGUGGGGAUGACGAACAAAAGCCCGACGUGACAUCCUCAUUUAGUGAUGCCUUUGACAACGAGUUAAAAUCGCUUGGAUCGCAAAAGAAAGGAUCUUAUUCGCUUGCUGGAAUGGGUGAUGUCAAGUGUAUAAUCUUUGCAAAGCCCACAAACCAAAAUGAGCCCUCCAAAAAGCAACUACCCUUGGAGUUGACAUUGAGAAUCUGGGAGAGAGCUUUAAACACCGGUGUAAAGCAUUCGAGGUACCAAUAUGCUGGCUGA